AUGACCGAGGAUGUCAUUUCUUGCCUCAAGAAGUUCGGCGAAGCUUUAGGGAGUAGCUCGAUCUCGUCAGAAUCUGUAGGUUUGGUUAAAUAUGAUGGUAUCUGUUGUCACAAGCUCAAAGUACUAGAUGGAUUAAGCGAUGCUAAUUUAACAUUAAAUGAACUUUACGAAUCCGGUGUUGGCAGAGCUGUGAGCAAGCUAAAAGGCGAACCGGGGCUAUUAGGCAAGGCGGCUCGAGAUUUGGUUUUGAAAUGGAGAAACCUCCUCAACGAUCACCUAAGACGUGAAAACAUUGAUGUGCUUCCUGAUUUAUCGGAAAAGAAUUAUCAAGAACUGGACUCACCUAAAAAGCUACAGAUGCUCGCUAUUACAAAAGAUAAGUGUCUAGAAGGUAAAGAAAUCCAACGCAAGUUACAGAAGCCUCCCACUGCGGGAACUCUUAAAGGCCCAUUCCUCAAUGGUGAUGCUAACUUUAUGAAAACAGACCACAUUCCUAGCCCAAAAGCUGAUGAUGUGUCCAAACUUACUAUCAGAUCGAAUAUUUCUUCUCCCCUUUCGGAAACGCCAUCUCACUCUUCCUCGAAAGAAUAUGUUGAUAAAAAUUCAUCUUCAGGAGGCAAGACAGUCAAGAGAAAGUUAUCUUCAGGGGACAAAAAGGAUGGCAGUUCUGAUUACCUAGAUUCAAGUAGUGGUCUAUCAUUCAUGGAGUGUCUAACUUCCAUUUCUUCGAACUCUAGUAAGAGACAAACUCCUAAGAAAACUACCCCUAAGUCAAGUAAACUCAAGGCUGAUGAACCCGCUUCGUUUUUUAUUCCAUCCAAAGAGUUUAGCAAAGACAUCAUUUCCUCAUUAUCUCAGCCUUGCGUCAGGCCCGAUGCUAUUCAUCCUGAUCAUCAAGCCACUUUAAAAGGUAGGCUGUGA
Messenger RNA from Protopolystoma xenopodis, 921 nucleotides. Lineage: Eukaryota; Metazoa; Platyhelminthes; Monogenea; Polystomatidea; Polystomatidae. The record is from the annotation of a GenBank genome assembly.